AUGAAAGUUUCUUAUACGAGUAUAAUUUUAUCAAAUUUAUUAUUGAUUCUUCACCUUAAUUUAAUAUUAGCCAAUCCAUUCCCCGUUAUAGGCGUAGCUCUUAUUCAACCAGCACCUGGUGGCUCGCAGGUCUAUGGUCAAAUUCAAAUAACACAACAGUAUGCUGGUUCACCACUGGUUGUCGAAGGUAUUGUGUUUAAUUUAAAACAAUCUACAAGACAUGGUCUUCAUGUUCAUGAAACUGGAGAUUUAAGCAAAGGAUGUUUAUCACUCGGUGGACACUUUAAUCCUCAUGGAAAGCUACAUGGCAGUGAAAAGAGUAUCACGCGUCAUACAGGAGAUUUUGGAAACAUUAUCACUGAUGCAUUUGGUGUUGCUCGAAUAUAUAUCGUUAUUCAAGAUGGUGCUUUAUUCGGUGAAGACGGAUGGAUAGGUCGAUCGCUCGUUGUUAGUGAAUUUCAAGAUGAUUUGGGAUUGGCUAAUAAUGAAGAAAGCAGAAAAACCGGAAACUCUGGUGGUCGAUUAGCAUGCGGUGUUAUUGGUAUUAAAUAUCCUUUAACUAGUUUACCAACUGAAAGAACAAUGCACGACCGUCGUUAUCAAUAA
Didymodactylos carnosus is the source of this 606-nucleotide messenger RNA. NCBI's taxonomy places the organism in Eukaryota, Metazoa, Rotifera, Eurotatoria, Philodinida, Philodinidae. The record is from the annotation of a GenBank genome assembly.